Messenger RNA from Daktulosphaira vitifoliae (grape phylloxera), 1314 nucleotides. RefSeq lists its product as uncharacterized. The transcript has 6 exons. Bases 75 to 1190 code for a protein of 371 amino acids. Lineage: Eukaryota; Metazoa; Arthropoda; Insecta; Hemiptera; Phylloxeridae. The record is from RefSeq and is a predicted model, not a curated record.
UUUUUUUUUUUGAAGUAAUAAAAAUCAUAUAAAUUAAUUUUCUUCUAUUUAAAAAAAAUAAAAUUAUAUUGAUUAUGAAAGAGUCUUAUAUUUUUUUAUUACUAGCUUUAGCUGUACGAUUAAAUGAAUCAAAAUUUAAUUCAAAAAUAAAGGUUCAUAUAUAUAAUAGUGUCGUUACAAGAAAUGAAUGGAAAGAUUUAAAAGAUGUGAUAUGUGUUACAUAUCGUAGAGAUUCUUAUUAUCCAGUAGACAUUUUGAAAACAACUAAUAUAAAAAAAUUUAACAAGAAAAGUCGUUUGUUGAUUUUAUUCUUAAAUUGUUCAUAUGCAAGAGAUUUAAAAACACUAUUUUUCAUAUUUAAAGAAUUUGAAAAUUACUGUACAAGUUUGAUUCCCGAAGAAGGUCCCAUAGAAAAUGGAUAUGAUUGCGCUGUAGUGUUAUUUGCAAUUUUACAAAAAAUACCAUCAUUGAUAACAUUGAUGAAAGAAUCACUUUAUGUAAUGGAAUAUUUGCAUAAUUAUCCAAAGGAAGGUGGAAACAAAAAACCAAUUUUUGAACAUUUAUUUUUAAAUUUAGAAAAAUUGAACAACGUUUUAAAAAGCUCUCACCCUAUUGAAAAUAAUUCAUUGGCCACCAAAAAUUUUUUAAAACGUAUUCAUUUUUUUUUUACUUUUAAAUAUGUUGAAAUUGAUUGGGAUAUUGAUGCAUAUUGUCAAUUUGAACCAUUGGAUAGGGAAUUGUUGUGGCAAAAAUGGAAUGAAGAAUACAAAAAGAAAGUUAAUAACAAUAUAUUACAGUUCCAUGAUUAUCUAAGUGAAAGAAUUAAUUUAAUAGUUAAUUCUAUUGUUAUAGAAAAAUUUCAUAAACUAGGAUUUCAGUAUAAUCGAAAUACGCUACAAAUUGGUUUACCGUUUAUUGUUGACAUUAAUGAUCUCAAAUUUUUCACAAGACCUAAUAAAACUUUGGAAUUAGAGACAAGCGAACCCCAAAAAAAAGAAAUUGAAAAUCAAUGGAUAUUUGAACUUAUUGAUUCAUUAGAUGAAGAAAUAAAUAAUAAAUCAGAUACCAAUGAAGAAACCCAACUAAUUGAUUUUCUUGGACAAGGAUUAAAUCCUAAUGAUUCGCAUGAAGAUAUUUCAAACAAAAGUGAAAUUGCUGAAGAUAAUGACAAGUGUAUCAGAUAUUUUUAAUUGUUGAUUUAUCUUAAAAUCGCCACUUUUAUCGAAAUAUUAUAAUAUAUUUAUUUUCAAUUGUAUGUAAAAAUAAAUCAUUUUGUUUAAGCUUCGAAAAGUAUUUGAGAAGCUGUUGGUUUUA